UCCAGGCGGCUCCCUCUAUCUAGAAAACCCAGAGCCACGCCCCCAUUUGCUUCCGCCUCCGCGCAGUGCUUUGUAACCUUAGCGGCCGCCGUAACCCCGCCCUCCAGAAAAGCGGCCCGAAGCGCCGACUCCACCUUCACUGGCAUGAAGCCCCCUCAGCGUCGGCGAGCGGCCCCGGCGCGCUAUCUGGGUGAGGUGACAGGCUCCGUGGCCUGGAGCGCCCGCGAGAAGCGGCAGCUGCUCCGACUACUGCAGGCUCGUCGGGGCCAGCCGGAGCCAGACACCGCCGAGCUAGCCAGGGAGCUGCCGGGCCGGAGCGAGGCCGAGAUUCGGGAUUUCCUUCGGCAUCUCAAAGGCCGCGUGGCCCGGGAGGCCAUUCAGAGAGUGCAUCCUGGUGCCCCAAAAGGUUCAAGGCGCCGUGAAACACAGACCCCGGCCCCCAUUGAGGUAUGGAUGGAUCUGGCCGAGAAGAUAACAGGGCCACUAGAAGAAGCCUUGACUGUGGCUUUCUCACAGGUGCUCACCAUUGCGGCCACGGAGCCCAUCAGCCUCUUGCACUCUAAGCCCCCCAAGCCCACGCAGGCGCGCGGAAAACUGCUGCUCCUCAGCGCCCCUGGCGGACAGGAGGGCCCAAGCCCUGAGGCUCGUGGCCCCGCCCCUGAGGGACAGGAGGGCCCAAGCCCUGAGGCUUGUGGCCCCGCACCUUCCAACGACCUGGCUGGCCCCUCUGCCGCGGGAGACCUUGAGGUGGACUUUGAGAAGAUCUACAAGUACCUGUCGUCCAUCUCCCGCAGCUGCCAUGGCCCUGAGCUUUCCGCAGCUGAGUCAGCUGUGGUCCUUGAUCUGCUCAUGGCACUUCCGGAAGAGCUGCCUCACCUGCCCUGUGCGGCCCUGGUUGAGCAUAUGCUGGAUACAUACGAAAGCCUGACGGCCCCCUACACUGACCCCAGCAGUGGGAGCCAGGGGCCAGGGACUGAGAAUUCUAGCACUGGCUCUAGUGGGCAAGAAGAGGCCCUCCAGGCCACCCCCCAGGCCCCUGAUAAUGCUCAGCGGAGAGAACCGAGAUCCACUUGGCAGGCAGCUGGAGUCUGCCCCCUGAAUCCUUUCCUGGUGCCCCUGGCACUUCUAGGCCAGGCAGCCACCCCUGAAAAGUGAGAGGCCUGGCAGGCAAAGGACACACCAGCUAUCCAUGAGUCCUCAAUCCUGCUCAGGCUGGCACGGGGUCGUCAUGGUGGAAGGUCCUUGACUUGGCGUGCAGUACCGAGUGGCCUUUAAGACGCUCCUUAGAGCAGGGGUCUCAGAAAUGGAAGCCCAGUUGUACAGUGGUUCAGCCACAGAACCAAGGUGGGGGCAGCCAGGUGACUAGGCUACAAACACAAUCAAAUACUCUCCUGGACCAGCCCCUCAUCCCUUCCUGCAUCCUGUGGCAUAUGUCCUAUAACUGAAUAAAGUUGUCAGUCUGCCUUGA
Molecule: messenger RNA, 1468 nt
Organism: Pteropus alecto (black flying fox)
Lineage: Eukaryota; Metazoa; Chordata; Mammalia; Chiroptera; Pteropodidae
Gene: SNAPC2
Product: small nuclear RNA activating complex polypeptide 2
Exons: 5
Coding region: 145-1155 (336 amino acids)
Biological process (GO): snRNA transcription
Cellular component (GO): nuclear body
Molecular function (GO): RNA polymerase II general transcription initiation factor activity
Source: RefSeq, a predicted model, not a curated record